This is a messenger RNA of Setaria italica (foxtail millet), 757 nucleotides long. Its product is annotated as 60S ribosomal protein L21-2. Gene Ontology annotation, molecular function: structural constituent of ribosome. The record is from RefSeq and is a predicted model, not a curated record. Bases 83 to 577 code for a protein of 164 amino acids. NCBI's taxonomy places the organism in Eukaryota, Viridiplantae, Streptophyta, Magnoliopsida, Poales, Poaceae. The transcript has 2 exons. Gene Ontology annotation, cellular component: ribosome; cytosolic large ribosomal subunit. Gene Ontology annotation, biological process: translation.
CCCUAGCGCCGCACCCGCACACUCCCGCCGCCGACGCCGCCCAGCUGCAGGAAGGAGGAGCAGCAGCAGGAGGAAGAAGAAAAUGCCGGCGGGGCACGGGCUGCGGUCGCGGACCCGCGACCUGUUCGCGCGGCCGUUCCGCAAGAAGGGGUACAUCCCGCUCACGACCUACCUCCGCACCUACAAGAUCGGCGACUACGUCGACGUCAAGGUGAACGGCGCCGUGCACAAGGGCAUGCCGCACAAGUUCUACCACGGCCGCACCGGCCGCGUCUGGAACGUCACCAAGCGCGCCAUCGGCGUCGAGAUCAACAAGCAGGUUAAUGGCCGCAUCAUCAGCAAGCGGAUCCAUGUCCGCGUGGAGCAUGUGCAGCCGUCCCGUUGCACAGAGGAGUUCCGCCUGCGGAAAGCCAAGAACGACCAGCUCAAGGCAGAUGCUAAGGCCCGUGGUGAGGUGAUCAGCACCAAGAGGCAGCCUGUGGGUCCUAAGCCUGGUUUCAUGGUCGAGGGUGCUAUGCUCGAGACUGUCACUCCUAUUCCUUAUGACGUGGUCAAUGAUCUCAAGGGUGGUUACUAGGAAUAAUGCUUGUAUCUUGAGCAGUUCAAGUGAUUUAGCAUCAAUGCUUAUCUGAAUCUUUUUGGUACUGGCUAGUUCUUUUUUGUUCUCUGGUGUUUUGAAACCUAUGUGGUUAUUACUGGUUAACAUUAAAGAUUUUGCUAUGGUUGAUUGCAUCCUGAUAUAACCCUUAUGCCCUGA